UUUCCUCCAUAAGUCGGACGCAUUUGAUGACAGCCGCAAGAUUAUCGUAGGCGUAGGUCACGUUUUCAGGUCAAAAACGUCGGCCCAGAGGAGUAAGGCGACAUUUUUCGGCUUUCGCCCGAAUUUAAUGUUAGCGCUUGCCGUCAACCCCACUUUGACAUCGUCGUUCUUCGCUCAGAUUUCUCCUCCUUGGCUCCUUCCCAAAAUCUACGGUUUCUUCGAUCAAAAUUAUCGUUGGAUUCUUUUGCCGAGAACAGUAUCUCACGGCGAAAUUGGCGAAGAGAUUUUUAGAAAAAGCUGGUGAUCCUGUUUUCUUGACUGGAACUCCUUAGAUCUGAUGGGAAUCUGCUUGGGAAAGUAUGGGGGCCGUGGUGACUCUGAUGACAUAGACUUCAGAGCUGGAAAUGUGCAUGCAAUUACUACCAAAGAGAGCUGGGAGGAGAAGAUUGCAGAAGCAAACAAAGAUGGCAAGCUGGUUGUGGCAAAUUUCAGUGCAUCUUGGUGUGGCCCAUGCAGAAUGAUGGCACCUGUUUAUGCUGAGCUGUCUGAGAAGUAUCCUUCUCUCAUGUUCCUGACAAUUGAUGUGGAUGAGUUGAUGGAUUUCAGUUCAUCAUGGGAUAUUCAUGCAACUCCAACAUUCUUCUUUUUGAAGGAUGGGCAGCAGCUGGAUAAGCUUGUCGGCGCCAACAAACCUGAACUUGAGAAUAAGUUAAAUAUGCUUAUUGAAUCCUCAUCCCAGUGCUCCAAGUGAAUCCAUCUGGCUAUUGAGAUGCUGAAUAAGGCUUUUCCCUGUCAUAUGUAUUCAUUGAUUCUAUGUUUGGUUGAUAAGAGUACCUCGUAUCUUUUUCCUGUCUCUCAUACGUGGCUUCUUCGUCAGAAUUGCAGUUAGUUUCCAAACCGGACCCCAUUGUACAGCCUUCCUACUGCUGCCUUGAGUUCUUAUAGAACAUGAGGUGAAAGGUUACAAGUCAAUAAAAGAAUAAAGAACUCAUUUGUGCAUAUCGCAACCAGGGAUCUUAAGUUGGCUGAACCCUCAGUUGUCAUCUACUUGAUUGGUGGUUCUGACUUUUGAACAGUGGGCCAAGGAUACGUUUAUUGGUGCAGUGAUUUCCUUUGUCAUGUACAUUGACUAUGUUGGUAUUUUUGGUAAUGACAAAUAGGUUGUUCCUUAGAUUUCUUGCA
Messenger RNA from Phoenix dactylifera (date palm), 1182 nucleotides. RefSeq names its product thioredoxin H4-1-like. NCBI's taxonomy places the organism in Eukaryota, Viridiplantae, Streptophyta, Magnoliopsida, Arecales, Arecaceae. The record is from RefSeq and is a predicted model, not a curated record.